UGUUGCGAAACCUUGGCUCCACGGUUGGCUCGGGUGGCACGGGUGGUCGCACAAUCCACGGACACUAGACGUGCGUGUAGCAAUGUAGCAAAAUGGGAACGAUAGCGUCGGCACUCCAAUGGUAUUGCAUUGCGUGUAAUUACCUUAAUCCAACAGAAAGCGUGCGCUGCUUACGGUGUCGAAAGUUGCGUCGGGUCAACGGUGUCGAUAUAGUCCAUCAUCAGAUUCGCUCGGUUGCCGAAGUGCCCAGGCAAGCUGCGACCUGCGUUCGCAUGAAGGAUGUGAAUAGAAAACUAGUCACAAACGAUUGUCUGUUCCGCGUUAUAGACAGCCUAGCACUAGCGCACAAAAACAUAAACCGGAAGAAAAUCGAACGUUCCUUCGCUCAGCCGCAGGCAGAUCGGUAUUGCUGGAGCCGUAGACGGCAUCUGUCGCAACCGAGCAUCAACCGUCGCUGGAGCUGUCACCGAUGCCGGCUGUACAACCGGAGCGUUUCCUGGCACUGCAUCAACUGCGAAACACUGAGUCUGAUAGCUCCCGUGUACAAGGACACGAUCAAGAAAUCCCUUACACAGCUUAUUCGCAGGGGCACCGACGACCAUCACGGGUGCGGUCUCUGUGCUAUCGCUAGCAUCAAAGCUACCAGUAUGGAGCAACUGUGGGCCGCCCGAUGCCGCUUUUGUCUCUACAAUCAGUUCAACUUCGAGGGCGACCGUUCUAGUUGUUGCGGUGUCGGAGCCAGCGAGUCAAGACUGCCGCGCUGUCAACACUCCUCAACCGAUUCCACU
Molecule: messenger RNA, 788 nt
Organism: Anopheles bellator
Lineage: Eukaryota; Metazoa; Arthropoda; Insecta; Diptera; Culicidae
Product: calpain-D-like
Exons: 2
Source: RefSeq, a predicted model, not a curated record